CCGUGGGGACGUCACCACCACUUAUUGGCGAAUGGCGGUUGUUGUUGUUAUUGGGGCCGACGGAGGGGAGGGAUCCGCCAGCUAGCCAUGGGUCUCACCCACCCCCUCCCGAUUUAGCGUUGAGCCCUCCUGAAAUGUGGUAGCUUUCAGGCUAACGGAAUCCGCUAUCAGUGCACGAACAUCCAUCACGGGUCACGCAUGGCUUAAGCGGCAGCUUGGUCUACGUGGGAGCGAGUAACCCCCCCCCCCCCCACCCACAGGGCCAGCAGUUCCCCUUUCUGAGUGCCCAAUCAAGAGACAUUUGUGGGCGCACUCUGCUCAAAAAAUAAAUGCCACUCGUUUGCAGAAAUUUGUGCAGGACAUUUAUUUUUUCAUGCGUUAGUCAUCGAGCCGAGCGAGCGAGCACGCGCGCGUCUCGUUUUAGUCGAUUUCCAUUUCUCGUUUUGUUCCCAUCGCUGCAAGGUCUGCGCGCGAGAUUUCGCGAGUAAAACUCAAGGGGAUUCCGGAAAGAGAGUCGAGACUCCGUCCUGUGGCAGCCCGUUUGUGCAUGGUGGUCGCCCAUCCCAGCACUAUCCAUGUUCAAUCCCGCUUAGCUUCCGAGAUAUGACGAGAUCAGGCGUAGUAACAGGCCAGGGACGAUGCCGGCGCUGGCGCUGUGGUGCGCGUUCGCUCUGCUUCACGGCGCGGCCGCCUGCCCCGCCGGCUGCAUAUGCUACAGAGACUCGACGGUCGACUGCUCCAAAAAGGGGCUGACGGAGUUCCCCACGGACGUGCCCAGCAACACCAAGAGGCUGCUGCUCCAGGGGAACCAGCUGCAGACGGUGCCUCCGGGCGCGCUCGACCACCUCCAUCGGCUGAUGAAGCUCACGCUCGAGGACAACCCCUGGCACUGCGACUGUUCCAUCCGCUACCUCGUGCUGUGGCUGCACGACGCGGCCCAGCUGGAGCGCGUCAACGCGACGUGCGGCAAGCCCAAGUUCCUCAUGCGCACACUGAUCAGCACCCUGAGCGGUCUGGAGCUGGGCACGGAGUGCGCGAGGCCCCAUUCGAUCUCGUGCUGGGAGGUGGCGCAGCGCGACAUCGGCCUGCACAUCAUCUACGCGACGCUGCUGCUGCCGCUUGGCUACUGCUACCUGUGGUAUCGCGGCGGCGGCGAAGACGGGGCCCGCGCCAGGGCGGCCAGCAGGCUCCGCCGCUCGCAGAGGGCGUCGCGGCUCGCCGCCAUCGCCGCCGAAGAUAUAUACGAGGACAUCGACGGGAGAAUCAUGGCCACGGGGGCUCUCUAGGCUACCGGGCGGCGAGGUGGCGUGGGGUUGAGGGGGGAGUGGGAGGGGAGGGUGUGCUUUGGGGUGGAUUGAGAAAUCCACGCAGAUGUCUCGCCUACACGCGCGUACGCGCACGUGGCCACCGUGUGUCUUUGAGUGAUAUAUGCUGGUAAGACCGCCUCAGAUGUACUUAACUCAGCUCAAAAGAUAUCUUCAAUUAAAGACAUCUCACUAUCUCGAGGUAA
Molecule: messenger RNA, 1510 nt
Organism: Petromyzon marinus (sea lamprey)
Lineage: Eukaryota; Metazoa; Chordata; Hyperoartia; Petromyzontiformes; Petromyzontidae
Gene: GP9
Product: glycoprotein IX platelet
Source: RefSeq, a predicted model, not a curated record